AUGAAAAUAGUACGAAGAAUCAAUACGAUCAUACUUAUAAUAUUCGCUUUGCUGACAGUUGACAAAGUUGGGUGCAGUUGUGUAUGUACAUCUAGCAGUAUUUUAACGGAUUCGCAUAGCACAUGUGACAUAGAUACUGGUAACCGCAUGUCAAUUAAUGCUGAACUCAAUGGCACUUUCUCAGAAAAUGGAAUAAAAGCAAAAACGUGUGUAAAUGAUGACAAAACAAGAUUCAUUGCGCAGAACAAUGGCGAUAACCAACCAAUUGGCAAUGAAAAGAAUAAUAAGAACGAAGAAAAGCAUUUUGAUUACACAACUAUAUCAAUGUUUGGAAUAUUUUACAUAUUACUGGCCAUGGGAAUACUGGCUUUAAUUGGGGUUAGUAUUGUGUUUGUUGAUGAUAUGAGAUAUGCUACAUAUAUAUAUAACAUACACAAAUACUUUGAUGAAAAAGCAGAGUCUCUAAAGUUUCUUGCAUACACUAAAUACAUACUUAUUGGUGCAAUAGGAGCUUGCCAUUUGAUUCAUGAGCUGAUCGUUCCCACAACAGAAGAUAUCAAAAUGGUCUUUUCAUUUUCCAUUUUGCCAAUGUUCACUCUACUUAUAGUUCUAUCUAGAUUUUUAUACGAUAUGCACUUGGCUAACAUGCCCUCCAUCUUACAAAUACUCAUUACAACUGGCUGGGUAAUUGUUAUAUUCAUAAUGGCAGUGUUUGGAAAUAGUCUGUUCAAUUACCAAGCAUCAUGGGGAAUAAUUAAGAAAAAUCCACUAAUAUCUGGGAUUACAGCAAUUAUAACUCUAUACUUGAUAUACACAGGACUUCUUAUAAUACUGCCAGCUAAAUAUGCGUUUGUUGCCAAAUACACGUAUUGUACAGCAAUUUCAACAAUGUUAUAUGGGGCAGUUCUUGGACUAAGAUUAUUAUUAAAGCUUAUUCGCUGGGUAGAGCAUCCCCACGUAUCCUCCAGUGCAAUGGAAAAACACGAUGGGCUUACUAUGAAUCGAGAGGACUACACAAGACUAUGGGCAUACAUUUCAUUGUUUAUAGGCCUUAUAUGCAGUGUUAUAUUUGUAUUUGUAGUGUAUUUCUGUGCAGAUAUAAUAGAAAAAAAGAGUUUUAUUGUAGUUCUUUUUGUGAUUAAAAUAACAAAAAAGUUUAUUUCUAAAUUUAAUAUAUUAAAUAUACUAUCAUCCAUCCAGACUAGAUCUAAUAGCUUGGUUAAUGUGUUAAAUGUUAUAUCAGCAGCUACUAAUUAGUGAAAAAAUAAAUAAAAUAAAUAAACGGU
Messenger RNA from Nematocida parisii ERTm1, 1286 nucleotides. RefSeq lists its product as uncharacterized. Bases 1 to 1257 code for a protein of 418 amino acids. Lineage: Eukaryota; Fungi; Microsporidia. The transcript has a single exon. The record is from RefSeq and is a predicted model, not a curated record.